GAGAAAAUGCCGCCAGGUACUUCGAGUCUUGCAGAUUUAGGUGGAGUAGUCGGUAUCUGGUAAUUCUCAGUUUGAACAUUGUCUUCAUAUUGUUGAAUUGCUGAACAUGAAAAUAGGGCUCCUUUUGAGGUUCUCGUAGAAGAAGACCUCCAAGGACCCGAUUGGCGUGCAGAAUUUUACGAGUAUGACAUUGAACGUUUUAAAGAGAAACUUCCCCAUGUUAUCUUGUUCUCCAAACAGUCGCAUUUUGGUCAAAAUGGUUCGAUUAUAUAUGGUGAGCUAAUACAGCUUAUCGUCGCAAUGCGAGGCCGCGCCUACCAACCUAAAAUGGAUAUCGAUGAAGAUGCAGAUGAAGAAGAUCUCAUCAUUCCGGAAAAUGCCGAGUUUGUAUUCAAGUAUGAACAAAGAUUUCCGACCCUAAUGAUUUCCCUUGUCGGCCCUCAGCAUGCACGGAUUUACUAUGCCUGCAUGGAUGGUUCAGAAUUGAUUGUACGACAAUCAUCGCUUUUCAGCUUUGAAAAACGCGAGACUGCCCCUCUCGACUACUUUGCCAGAUUCCUUUCGAGUGAACCACUGAAAGAAGACAAGAAGGAUUGUGUGAAUUAGUUUAGCUCUUUACACCUCAGCUAUAUCAUUACCUUUUAAAACUUUGCUAAUGAUCUCUGUUCAAUACAUGGGAGUUCCCG
Molecule: messenger RNA, 686 nt
Organism: Talaromyces proteolyticus
Lineage: Eukaryota; Fungi; Ascomycota; Eurotiomycetes; Eurotiales; Trichocomaceae
Exons: 2
Source: RefSeq, a predicted model, not a curated record